AUCAUUUUGAUUGAACAGUAAUUUAGUGCUGAAAGAGGGAAAAAGAAAAUCCUUCUCGAGAAACGGAAAAAGAAAAGACCAGAUUGCGUAGCUAAUCAAAAAGAGGAGAAAGAAAAAAGUAGAGAAUAUUAAUUCUGAAAAUAGUUGGAAGACAGUGUUUACUGCGUUGUGAAAGUCCAGCCAGAGUUUAUUUUUACCCUAGACGAACGUGUGCCUUCUCUCCAUCGUUUCUCCUGCUUGUUUUCGUUCUCUCGUUCUCCUCGGAACAUGCCUCUUUUCCCCACUGUCUUUCAUCUCUCUUCUCCCUUGGUAGACAAUAAUCUUGGAGGGUCAGAUCGUACACUUUUUUCGAUCGAUGAUUUUGCUGGUUUCCUAUACAAAGACCAUUGAAAAAAGAGUUGUAAAUGACGGAGCGCUAUGAAUCGCCUGAAGUGAAGGCCGUAGUGACCAAGGAAGAGAUUCACAAGAGAUACCAAGACGCUGCUCUGAUCAUAUUUAAAGAGCAACAAAGUAAAAAGGAACUUGUUAACUAUUUAACUUUUGGGACGAGUCGCAGAACCAUGGAAUAUAGUAGCUACGGAAACCACCCUGUUAUUGUGCGGAGACCAGUCGGCUCUUUGGCAACUCGUAACGAUAGUACCAUAUCCUCACAAAUAUCAAGGAUAUAUCGAAAGCCUCGAGAUAGUUGUGCAAUAAACUAAUUUAUGACCCAAUUAUAGUUCUCGAUUGUAAAUUAAACGACCAUGUUUCUAUUUUA
Molecule: messenger RNA, 757 nt
Organism: Bombus pyrosoma
Lineage: Eukaryota; Metazoa; Arthropoda; Insecta; Hymenoptera; Apidae
Exons: 3
Coding region: 405-701 (98 amino acids)
Source: RefSeq, a predicted model, not a curated record